CGCUGUUUACUUCCUGCGGCUGAGGAGGCCGUGGCCCAAAUCUUUGCUGUUCAUUUGUCGGAGAGGAUGGCCCUGGAGACGGUGCCGAAGGACCUACGGCAUCUACGGGCUUGUUUGCUGUGUUCUCUGGUCAAGACUAUAGACCAGUUUGAAUAUGACGGAUGUGACAAUUGUGAUGCAUACCUUCAGAUGAAGGGUAACCGGGAGAUGGUAUAUGACUGCACCAGUUCUUCCUUUGAUGGAAUCAUUGCGAUGAUGAGUCCAGAGGACAGCUGGGUGUCUAAGUGGCAGCGAGUCAGUAACUUUAAGCCGGGUGUGUAUGCAGUGUCAGUCACUGGUCGCCUACCCCAAGGAAUCGUGCGAGAGCUGAAGAGUCGAGGAGUGGCCUACAAAUCCAGAGACACAGCUAUAAAGACCUAGCAAGAUGCAUGGCUGCCAGAGUCUUGCCUCUGCCCCACCUCCUGCCUCUGUUUAUUUUUUGUUGUGGAACUAAGGGGGCGGAACUUCAGAUACUCCCCACCAUCCAGUUCUGAGACUCAGCAGACUGUUGAGAGCACAGCGUGUCCCUGGGCCAUUUUACCUUUGGACUACUGGUGGGGGUGGUUUGGGUUGGUGGAUUGACAGAGACUGAAUUGAAUGGGAGGUAGGAUACUGGUCUUCCUACUCAGAGCCCAGGUCUAUGCCCUUACCCAUGGGCAAGACUCUGGGUCAAAUGCCAAUAAACACGAAUCUCUAGGAAGGUUCUUAAGCCCAUGA
Molecule: messenger RNA, 756 nt
Organism: Felis catus (domestic cat)
Lineage: Eukaryota; Metazoa; Chordata; Mammalia; Carnivora; Felidae
Gene: SUPT4H1
Product: SPT4 homolog, DSIF elongation factor subunit
Exons: 5
Coding region: 67-420 (117 amino acids)
Biological process (GO): mRNA processing; chromatin organization; regulation of transcription elongation by RNA polymerase II
Cellular component (GO): nucleus; DSIF complex
Molecular function (GO): zinc ion binding; RNA polymerase II complex binding
Source: RefSeq, a predicted model, not a curated record